Messenger RNA from Wyeomyia smithii (pitcher-plant mosquito), 6380 nucleotides. RefSeq names its product OTU domain-containing protein 7B-like. Gene Ontology annotation, molecular function: DNA binding; zinc ion binding; cysteine-type deubiquitinase activity. The coding region runs from base 949 to 3966 and encodes 1005 amino acids. The transcript is spliced from 6 exons. Gene Ontology annotation, biological process: protein K48-linked deubiquitination; protein K63-linked deubiquitination; protein K11-linked deubiquitination. Gene Ontology annotation, cellular component: cytoplasm; nucleus. Lineage: Eukaryota; Metazoa; Arthropoda; Insecta; Diptera; Culicidae. The record is from RefSeq and is a predicted model, not a curated record.
UCAGUAGUUAUUAGGAUGUCAUCAAAACAAGAAGAAAAUUGCCAGAGAAUGUUGUACGCCGUCAUGAAAAAUCAGACGCGACCGUGAGAUUGAUCAGAAGACAACUGGGAAUCACCCAUACAACUGUGUCUCGGGUGGUAAGAUCGGCAAGGAGCCCCUGACGGGCGGCGGGCUGGUAACGGAAGAAAAUCGAAAACAGCUGACUCUGUGAAGACCCGGAAGGUGUUGGAUUAAUUCAAACCUAAUUCGAACUUUUCGACUCGCGACGUGGGUUUCGUGUAAUCAAGGUCCGAAAGCAGCGAACCGGCAUGAUCAACAAAACACGGCGGUCAAAUCCCGCGCAAGGAAGCUGUAUCGAGAGUGGUUAACAAAACCGCUGUGUGUGAUUAUGGAUGACGAACUCUACAUCAAGGCAGACGCAAAACAGUUACCAGGGCUGGAGUUCUACGUUGCCGAAUCCCGGUUUGAAGAAAAAAAUGGACUAAUUCGCCAAAAAAUACUGGCUCUGGAAUAUCGGGUACCAUCAACUGCGAAAGUGCCUUCAGAAGCGUCUGUUGCCCUUCCUGUGGACCCACGGAGGAAAAUGGGUUGGUGGAUUAUUAUUACAAAGUAAAAGUAGGAUGAUCCUGUGUGAUAGAAAUGUUUUUCUUGACUAAAGUUGAAAACAAAGACUGUCACUAAUCAGCAACGCGUCGCGUCAAAUCGUGGAAAAUUCAGAGCGCCUCAAAAACGCGACGUCAGAGUAGGAGCAAAAUAACCAGUUCUGAAUGCAGUGCUAAAAUCGCUACCGAACGCUGUUGUUCCGGUGCCGGUGGUUGUACCCGGUGUUGCUGCUGCUGUUGCUGCGGUGGAUGUUGCGACGAUUCGCGGAAGCAACGCCGCAAACAGCCAGUGGUCAGUGGUUCUGGCCACCGGAGGACGCACAGUGUCGGUGGUGGUAGUCUUACUAUGGAAACGACGCACCUGGUGACGGAAUUCAUCACGCAUACAGGUGCCAACGCACAGGACGCCGUCAGUUGUCUCAAGUCGUGGGAGUGGGAUCUGAAGAAGGCACUCAUCGAUUACAAUGACACAUCAACGACCGAGUACUUUAACAGCAAGCAAAGCGACAAUGAGAUAGUAAUGAAAGCACAAACCAGUACAUCACCUGCACCACUCUCAUCGCUGGUGACUACAGGCACCACGUCAGUCCUGCUGCAACAACACCAGCCACAGAAACAACAGCAGCAGCAGCAAUCGGCAUCCGCCAGUUGUUCGUCAUAUAGUAACCAACCUUCAUUAUUACCGCACGCCAAUAACGGCUCUGUCGGUUUCCAUCUGAACCAUAAACACCAACCAGUAGGGCCCCGAUCCAGCAACAAUAGCAAUACCAGCAGUAGUGGCGGCGGAUACGAUUACGGAUCAUCAGCUAGCCAUCGCCAUCUUCCGGUCGUAGUUGGCCACAAUCGCAAUGGAACAACCGGUCUGCUGAAACCAAUGCUCACCAAAACAGACUCGAUAGACGUUUUCGACUGCAAAAAACUGGAACGAGGCAUCUCGCGGGCGACAGAAAAUGUAAACCUGGUGUCCCGAGCUCGGCAGGAGUUUGAGAUGGACUUUCACACCCACUGCCACGAGCAGAAUGAGAAGAAUCUAAACUUUAUCGAUACUCCAGACUACACCUUCACGCUACCGGACCUGACAAAAUACUCGGAGGAAUUUCGGAAAUUUCUCGAAAAAGACCUUAUCGAAAGUUCUACGCUUAACUCACUCGAAGCAACCAAUCGGUUGAAUUGGUGGUACGAUUCAGGUGUUUGUCGGAAGUUGUGGCCGCUUGCUACCACCGGUGAUGGCAACUGCCUGCUGCACGCCGCAUCACUUUCGAUGUGGGGUUUCCACGACCGGCGGCUUACGUUGCGCCGUACUCUACACGACAUUCUCUCGAAGGAGGAAUUCCGGGACGCCCUGUACCGGCGAUGGCGUUUCCAGCAGACCCGUCUCAACCGGCAGGCAGGGUUCGUGUUCUGCGAAACCGAGUGGGCCAAGGAGUGGGAGGAGAUAGUAGCGAUCGCUUCACCAGAACCGCGACGCAAUUCGAAGGCAGCCUCUCGGCGGCGAUCGUUGCUGAUCGAGAAGAUUCAGGAUGUCGGCGGUGGCGCAUCAUCACUGGACGAUGAAAGUGCUACAUAUGAGAGCUUAGAGGAGAUACAUGUGCUUGCCUUGGCACAUAUUUUACGCCGUACGAUCAUUGUGGUGUCGGAUGUUUUCUUGCGGGACAUGAACGGCGAAGCAUUUUCGCCGAUUCCUUUUGGUGGAGUCUACUUACCGUUCGAAGUUCCGUCAAACGAGUGCCAUAGGGCGCCACUAUUGUUGGCAUACGAUAUGGCGCAUUUCUCCGCUCUGGUCGCUAUGGAAACAGCUGGAGACUAUCCACCGGCAUUGAUACCACUGGUUGAUGCUAGCAAUCAGUUAUUACCGAUACAAUUUUGUAUCGAUCCUGGACCGGAUUUCGUUUGGCGGGAGUAUGAUGGAAGCGAUGGUAAUUGGGUGUUAACUGAUAGAGAGCACGUCGCCCUACUGAAGGAGUAUUUGGAUAUUGUGUAUGCACCCGCGGCAGAUAGCAGUCCUGACGAUGAUAUAUACGAUGACUAUUCCGAUGAGGAGUACGAGAAAAAAAUAGCUGAUGGGGAGAUUGUCUUCUCCGACGAGAAUCACAACAGUGGGAUGAACUCCACCAAUCUAGCGGCGAUGAGUGCAUCAAAUCAAUCCCUGCCUCCGUUCCCGCCUGGUUCACAGAGUGGCAGCGGCAGCAGUUCCAGUGGGAAGAGCAAAGCAGCAAAGCAGCUUCAAAGUGUUGCCAAACAAUUCGGAAGCAUCGGAAAGAGUAUGAGCAAAAAAUUAAAGAAGAAUAUCGGAUCGAUAACAAGAAUUGGUAGCAAAAGUGGGCAACAUAAAAAAUCCAGUCUUUCAUCGGAUAAGUCCUCGCGUGGAGAGUAUACAAAAUUCCGGAUUCUCUGUGCUACGCUCAGGGCUCGCCGUCAUGAAUAUCAAGAAGAAAUGAUCAAGAAUUACUUAGAGUGUGCUCAAGAACGAUUUUUAGAAAUGGAACGAGUGAGGGAGCGUAAAGAGCUGGAAAAGUUGAGCAAAUUUGUUGAUCCUGGGCAGGAUGUUUGUGACUACAGUGGAGCAGCGGACCACGGAACGGAGUUGGUUAAUUGUAUCAAUGCGGGUUGUCUGAACUAUGGCACUGUUGCUACCAGCUACAUGUGUUUAGAAUGUUAUGAAACUCAGCGACAACGAGAAUCUCAAUCAUGCAAUGCCACUGACUACAUGCCACGAUACGGUACAGGAAAAUCUAAGUUUUAUACUCAAGCAGAUAUGGAAAGCCAUGAUCGGAUUCAACGCUUACCAUCUGUGCGACGUUUGAACGAACUGGAUCAGACAUUAUACUUGUCCCGUUCCACGUUCUAUAACGACAAACGAGCACAGCCAAUUAGCACUUCCGCUGGGCAAUCUUCUUCCAAUUAUCGGCAUGGAUUCAGUCCUACGGAACGAACUCCAGCACCGCUUGUCGCAAAAAGUAAUCCUACUCCAGACUACUCCAACUGUGCCAAACAGGCCACGGCUACUUCGGGUGGAAUAGUCGCUACGCUCUAUUCACCGGGAAAUACCGUCAUGAAUCGAGGGCCAUCUAGUGGAAUGUGCGUAUCGCUUCCACCCGUUUCAGCGGUUAGUCCCGUGCUCCAACACCAACCGCAGCAACUUCCCAGUGCAUCUUCCUCGUCCGGAAUGUCAUCGUCCUCAUCUUCUGGAUCAAACACUUCGGAAACAACGCUACAACAGCGACAGCAGCAGCCGCCGCCGCCAGCGUUAACCAGUAGCCACUAUGGUAAGAAUCAGAUGUGCCGUACCGAAGGUUGCAAGUUCUACGGAAGCAUCAAUACGAAUUUCUACUGCUCCAAAUGCUGUCAGGAGUAUAAUAUUUAGAGUCAAUCGAGCUGUUAUCAUAUUCACAAGUUUUGCAUUCAACCAGGUAAAUGAGAGUGGAAAGAUAGAGAGAUUGUAGUUACACACCGAACGCACGCGUACAAAAUUGUACAAACUGUUUCUUAUUUGCGUGCCGACGUACAAUCAAAUGAUGUUUUUUUUUCCUGGAAUUUGUUACUAUUUCGUUAGAGUACUAUGCGGAUGUUGUUUUGUUGAUAUAACAGAACGGCGUUUGGAAACAGACCACAAUACGACGGUGAAAAAUAUUCUCGUUACUUGAUAGUGUUAUGAUGAGUAACGAAUUGAUAAAAAAUUGUCUAAAUCUUUUUAUGGUGGAAAAAAUUUAACACACCAGUUUAAUCUAAACUUUGAAUUAACCAAUCUGGCUUGGGGUGAAAGUCAGAGCUCUUUGAUAAUAGAUUACAUGCUGAAAGAGAUUUCUCUUUGAAGAUUUUCCAUAAUAAACAUUGUUGUUAUCAAAAAAAAAAAGGUUCUACGUUGCUGCGAUAUUGAAAAGAGUAACAAAAUUGUGCUGUCGUUGGUAAACCUUGCGAAUCCAUUAUUUCCGAACGAAUGGCCGCUGUUGGCUAUGAUUAUAAGAAUGAUUUUCAAUGCAUCGUUCUAAUUUGAAUGAUGUACUUUUGCUUGAUGAAUAAUAGAGCCUUAUACCUAAGCUCAGCCUCUGUUCUUAGUUCCGUUCAAGUUUAAACUGUUGAUCGCGGCAAACCGUAACACGGAUUAAUCGUUUGUUAAAAAACGAUGGUUUAUGACUAUUUCAAUUCUGUCAUCAAGCUUUCCGAUCAAAUGUGGAUCAGAGCAUUCGUUUCAGAUCGUUUGUUAUUGUUUGAUACUGAUGACAACUGAUGACUAUUGGUUCAAUGCUAAGAGAUAGAUUAUUGAUGUACAUGUAAAUUGAAGUAUCUAUCUCAUGCUGCAUUAUUACAUAUUAUAGAUUUUUGGUAAUGCCAUCUAACCAAAAUUUGUGGGUCUGUUUUCUAAUGCUCGUAACGGUUUCCAUAGAACAAGGUUACAUUCACCAACCCUAAAACGUUUACGCUAUCCCUGUAAUUUGUUAAACUAUGCUUAAUAUAAAAUGACAUGAUUUUACGCCGAGUCUCGAUCGAUAAAUAAAUUGAAGAACAGGAACUGGUUUCAGCUAUACUUCAUUUAAUCAUGGUCGUUGAAUAUCAGAGAUCAAAUAGACGUAUUUCUAUCCAGUGUUACAAACCUGUGUGUUAUGCCUUGUACAGUUAUUAUACGACAGAAAUCUGUUGAAACCAAAGCGCUGAUAUAAAACUACUAUGCUUCCGGAAAAGCUUCUUCAAAGUCAUAGUAACCAACGCCAGUCUAAACGAUGUAAAACAUAUCUUGAACUGUGUUGAAAAAAUCAUCAAAUAAAAAUAAACGCUUCGAUGCUUGAAAGGACAAAAUUAUACGUGAAUAUUUGUAAGCCAAAACCAAACUAAACACAGCAGAUGAUAUAAACUCUACAAGAAAAAAGCCCAGAUGUGUGUAUGUGUGCGUACGUUGGGGAUGCUCUCCACAAUACAGAAUGACAAAAAUUGGUCCCAAGGAGUGUGAAACGACGGUUAUGAUUUUUAAGUGUGCCUUUUAGUUUCUAAUUUGACGUGUUUACUAGCGUAGUAAGAUGUAAGAUAACAGAAGCGAUUUAACCAAAACAGCCAAAAACGAAAUCAAUGUUCGAAGCGAAGGUGUCUUUUCGACUAUAUAGUAGGUGUUAUCUAUUUUGAGACCGGUUGCCCUUGAAAAGACCAACAAACAAACCAGUAAACGCUAUUUUCAUCAAAAUCCAAACUAGUCGCCCAGAUUCCGUUGUGCGAGCAAUCCAACUAAGAGGUUAAGAUUUCAGCUUUAAGUUUAAACUGAUUCCUAACUAAAAUCUGUUAAUUUGCUGAUGAACGAACGCUUGUUAAAAAAAACCGAUUUCGUUAGCCAUAGCAGCAGGAGAGAUUACAUCACAGAGCACGGCCCCAGAUAUGUAGAAUCCCCUGUAACGAUAAACGACUCAAACAGAAAUAAUAUUUUCAGCUAGCGCGAUGUGUUUUAAAAUGCAAUCUAACAAUAACAGGAAACAUAGAAAAGAUCAGAUGUAGCAAAUGUAGAGGUAGAACGUGAGAAGAGAGAAAACUUCUGUAUGAUAUAUAGAAUGAUAUAGAAUAGAAUCAGUAAGUGAUACUAGGGAAAGCAGAGAAAAGCGUAAAUUAUACAAACAUACUAUAUUUAUUGUAUUUCAGCGAAAAGAAAUCAAAGAUGACAAAAAAUAGUGUAUAAGAAAGAAGAGAAAACAAAAUACAGGAGCGAAUGAAUCCCUUGUUGAGCUACCAAAUACUAAAAAAAGAAGCCGAUUGAGAGACGAUGUGAUAUUGAUUAAAAACAUAACACAAGAGAAUGGU